GUCUGUGCCCAUACAGUAGAAACAAAAUCGUCGAGAGUGCUGUACCCUACCUGACCUACUACUGGAUUAGGCCUACUACGUGCUGAACACAACUGCGACGGCGUCAUUUACAUGUAACAACUUUACAGCUUGGAUAGUUCCUAGAGUCUAGAUCUAGAUAUCAAUCUACAAUCUUACAACUAAAUCGCCUCUCUCACCAUAAUUUAGAAUGGCCAAAGAACAGAGAAAUUGUAUUAUUGCCGUGGAUGGUAGUGAACACUCAGAUUAUGCACUUGAAUGGUUCUGCAAGAAUAUCCACCGUGAAGGUGACCACAUAGUUUUGGUCUACGUUCCAGAACUGAAUGACAUGCUGCAUUCUUCCAAGUGGAGCAACUCUGUGUAUGUGUUUGAUCGUGAAGUUAUGGAAGCUAUGUUGAAAGAAGAGCAAGAGAGAAUCAAAGCUGACCUGGAAAAGUUUGCUCAGAAACUCAAGCACCAUGGGUUAGGAGGAAAAGUGAAGAGUGUCAUGGCCUCCAAACCAGGGGAGGGAAUCCUGAAAGCAGCAGAAGAGGAGAAAGCCGUGAUGAUCAUAGUUGGCAGCCGAGGGAUGGGAACCAUCCGCCGCACAUUUGUGGGCUCAGUCAGUGACUACUUGGUCCACCACUCCCACGUCCCUGUCUUUGUGUGCAAGCACCCCACCAAACACGUCAACACUGAGCUGAAGUCAGAGUAGACGCAGCCCACGCCUCUGUAGACUGACUGGAUUGUUGUUGUCAUUGUGAUACGUCUAAAUUUUAACAUCUUUUAUCAUCAUAAAUUUCAUUUUUUAGUAUAAAAGUAUUAGGAUUAACAAUAAAUAACUGUUAAUGUCAGCGACCAGCUUUUUAAACAAAAAAUUAUGUUGCCACAUGUAUGCCUAUAAGUUAAGUUGUUAAGCUGUUUUCCUUGUCAGUGAACAGUUGCUUAAACAGUUUAUAAAAUUCUGGAUCAGGGUUCUAAAAGUCGUAAACCAAUGUUGCAGCUAGUUAUUUAUUUUAUACAUAUUUAUUUAGAACUAUCACCAUUGUCACAUUUUACUACCAUCUAUCUUAGCUUCAUGGUCUGAAUAUUUCCAGUAUUUUGAUAAAGUAAUAUUUUGCUAUUGAAGGUGUACAAUUGCUAUUCAUUUUAUUUUUUUACUAUAUCAUCAUCUUGUACUCUAAAACGACUUCCACCAAAAUAAAAGACAACACAUUCAAAAAGUUGUAAACAAAGCAACAGUCCCUUUGUAAGAAGAUAUGUCUGUGUUAAACUAAAAAUCUAAAGUUUGCUGGGCCAAUUUGACAUGUUUGUUGUUUAUUUUAACUAACAGAAUUUUUAAAAAAAGUUUUAAACUUAUGAAAUGUUUGCUUUAAAGACAAGUGCCGGAGACAUUUCUAGUUAGUUCAAACGUGUUAAAUUUGAAUGCAUUGAAGAUGUAUUAGAUAAAUAAACUUGACAAAAUUUGGUGUUAUGGGCAGGGGAAUUCAAUGUUUGCCUUAGUUACAUUAUAUUUGUUAGUUUACACCAUUGCAUUUAUUUACAUUUUUUUUUUAUUGAUGUCUUUCACAUAAUCUAUGUCAUGUUUAGUGGGGUUAUCAAUGCAUUUUGUUGCUUUUCAUCUCUUUUUUUGGUAAAGUCUGCUGGGAGUUGAAGCAAAGUACUUUUGAAGCAUUCCAUCCUUUCCCACUUAGGGCCAAAUCUAUAAGGGGAAGAAUAUUAAUUUAGCAGGUUUAGCUGUAUAACAUGUUCAAAGCUAGAUAAUAUUUCAUGUUGUGACUUUUCUUCAAGGGUUUGUUGUUUGUAUACCUGAGAUGCAAUGGUGACCAAAGUAUGUUUCCAAAUCUUAUGCAAUAUCUUUAAACACGUUUGUUUUUUGAUGUUUUUUCUCUUUCAACGAUUCCAUGUGUUGACAGCUGUAGUUCUCAUCCUCUUACUGCUGGGUCUGUUAGUUCACAGUCUCUCUUUACGCAUAUCACUUUUUUCCUGUGUGCUUCGGUCACAUUUGUUUGUAAGAAUUUACCUGAACUCCGCUCAAUUCUUACCUCACUACUUGCUAACAAGAAAACUAUUUUCUAAAAAAUUUGAAUUCUUCUUUUUGUACUAUAUAUUUUUUUUUUAACUAAACAGAGUGGUUUAACUUGUGAAGAAAUCAAACAUGUUUUGAUGUUUUGUUAGUAAAACAUUUUUUGCAUGCGGAUUUUAGAAUAAAAAUUUCUAUACAAAA
Messenger RNA from Physella acuta, 2224 nucleotides. Its product is annotated as universal stress protein Slr1101-like. NCBI's taxonomy places the organism in Eukaryota, Metazoa, Mollusca, Gastropoda, Physidae. The record is from RefSeq and is a predicted model, not a curated record.